This is a messenger RNA of Juglans regia (Persian walnut), 1570 nucleotides long. RefSeq names its product cytochrome c-type biogenesis CcmH-like mitochondrial protein. Bases 558 to 1181 code for a protein of 207 amino acids. The transcript is spliced from 4 exons. The record is from RefSeq and is a predicted model, not a curated record. NCBI's taxonomy places the organism in Eukaryota, Viridiplantae, Streptophyta, Magnoliopsida, Fagales, Juglandaceae.
CGAAACCCUAGCCUUGAUUUUUCUCAUUUAUUUUGUUCGGUUUGUUUGGAAUCAGCUAAUGGGACAGGAGGGAGGAAGGUUCUUACUCUAUUUCCAACUGGGGAUGGUUUUGGUAAUUGUUAAUGUCGUCUUUAACGUUGCAGUUAUCGUUUGAUUCCGUUUCUGGGUCUUUGUGACAUUGGUGUCUGGUGGUAUUUUUUAGAUUUUUGUUUAGCUUAGACUCUUUGUUGUUAUUAUUGUGUUAGUUGGAAUCCGAAAUUUCUUGGUCAAAUAAUUUGGGUUAAUUAAGCUUCUGUUGCCAGCUGGAUGUCUUUCACCACCAUUUGUGAGGUUAACUUUGGGGGAUCGGUUCAGUCAUGGCGUCCCUCAGUUCUGUGGGCUGCUAAGUGUAUAAAUUACAUUAUUUUAGUGGUUUUAUAUGUCUUCUUUGAGCUUCUGGUGACGGAGAUUGAUCAUGAUGUCACUCCGGGCGGCAAUUAUGUUUCUAAGCUCCUCUAUGACAGCAACUAUUAUGGUGUCAUGCUAAGGAUUUAUUCAGGAUGUCUUAGAUAUAUCCCAUGAUAUAUAGUCUGGGAAUCGGCUGGUUUUCUACCUCUCAUGGUCUCCUCACUGGUGAAGGGUUCUUAUUUCCAAGGUGUGCAGAGCUGAAGCAUUCAAUUGACGAACCAUUGAGAUUGAGAAGCUGGGGUGAAACAUUUUUGACAAUGGAGAAUGAAGAGGAUGCGGUGAAGAACACACGGUUGGUUGAAGCCCGAGCAAGAAACAUCAGCCACAACGUACGGUGCACUGAAUGUGGGAGUCAAUCCAUUGAAGAUUCACAAGCGGACAUCGCAAUUCUUCUCAGGAAGUUGAUUCGUGAUGAGAUUCGAGCUGGGAAAUCUGACAAAGAUAUUUUUAAAAAGCUUGAGAAUGAUUAUGGGGAGACAGUACUGUAUGCCCCAAAGUUUGAUAUGCAGACUGCAGCCUUGUGGCUAUCGCCGAUUCUAGUUGCAGGUGCUGCUGCGGGGGUAUGGGCUUACAAAAAGCAUAAGCAAAAUACAAAUGUUCACAUCAUGGCUUUGAACCUUGUUAGAGGUGUUGCACUGACCCCAAAAGAGAAGGAAACCAUGCUAGAUCUCCUUACACCUCCUCCUUCAAAUGGAACAACCCCAUCCUGGUGGAGGAGAUGGCCUGGUCAAUGAUGUGCUUGGCUACUGGUGUUUCUAAUCUUACCUGGCAUGAUAAUUUGUGCUGGAAAUUUGGAAACUGCUGUACGACCAUGAUUUGCAAAUUGUGAAUGAACUUUGAUUGCCGACACUGCAUAAAUUUGAUCUUGUACUAAUAUAUGAUCAGGCAUUUCUGGGAAAAAACAAAUGGUUCUAUCAUUUCAUGGUUAUUGGCGAAUUAUUGUGCCGAUAUAUAUAUACACACCUAUAUAUAUAUAUAUAUAUAUAUGUAAGCAGGACUUUGUACUUAUCCAUCACCAAAUGGUGGUUUCCCAAGGCUUGGUGAGACGUCGGAGGUGUUCCAUCAAUAAUGAUAUUCAUACAACUAUUUUAUAAGCUAUUCAUACUAUGAGUUCUGUUAUUCU